AUAUAUAUUCUGCAGCGCACAUCUUGUUCUCUACAUCGCUCAUCUUCUGCGUUUCUCAUCUUGUUCUUUGCAUUGCUCAUCUUGUCUUCUGCGUUUCUCAUCUUGUCCUCUGCGUCUUCUCCGCAUUGCUCAUCUUGUCCUCUGCUUUUAAUCUUGCUCAUUGACCCAUUUGAUUCACGUAAUGUCAAACAGUAACGUCAUCCCAGGUCUCAUACCAAUUGCCCAUUCUCCUAUCCAGGGGGUAUACCUGAUGAUUUGUAGAGGAUUUCCCGGUUACGUCACAAACGUAGUUGUAUAUUUUCCUUUUCACAUUUAUGAGCUGCUGGCGGUGGCACUAGGGGGACCAACCAAUCUAAUGCAAGCGAAUGCAUUAUUACCGUCCUCUGUGGACGUACAGGUUAACAACGGCACUACGGGCACGCAUUAUCGCGGGCGUAUAAGUCAUAUACUACCUGCCCAAAAUAAUUUUUCCGAUGCUGUCUUCAAUGAUCACUUAAGUCCGCAGGACGCAAGAGUAUCCUCACAAUUUUACGAGAACACGUACCCACCUUAUCAAGCGCCAAGUUCCAUGCGCUGGGAGCAUGUAACAGCAGCCCUUGAUACUGGCUCUCCUGGCUUCGAAUCUGCACUCGGUGACGUCAACGGCCAAGCUGUUCUUCAAAUUCAUCAUCCUGUAUUGUCUCCGGUGCUACCCUCUACUAUACGGCCCAUUCAUCCUUCGACAUCCUCCAGUACUGCUACCCUUCCUUUCAACGCCCAGCCGCCUUUCCUUGAUGGCAGCGCGACCUUACUUAAUAUGCCCUCCAAAGACCGCGAAGUCUCUCACAACUCGGAGCACGAAAUUCAAUCGGCCCACGGGCAUCAGAUCCAGCAGCCUGGAUCCCCUCGGGCUUGUGUGGCCGAUGGUGUUCUCGUUGACGAAGAAGAUCUCAUAGACGGGAACACCAACAAUGGCUGCAUACACGUCCAUGCAUGCAAUCGCGGGGACUCCCUCUGUGGUCUCUGGGUUAAAGCGGACAGACGCUCCAUCAUGCGUCACGGACAGCGGUGGCACGGCGACGCUCGAAGUGGUGGAGACAGGUCAAUUACUUGCCCUUGGUUGGGUUGCAACAGGCAGAUGCGAGCAAGUGCCAUACCACGCCAUACUUUGAGCGCUCACUUCGGCGUAACAUGGGUUUGCAGGGGCACGGGAUGUUCAAAAGUUUUCAACCGUCACGAUUCCUUCAAGGCCCACGCUGGAAAACGUCGCUGUCUUGGAGCAGGUCUCGGGGCAAUCGUGCAGUACGACGCCGAUACUCGUGUUAUUAAUAUGUAAAAUGUCUUGAGACGUUCCGGUUGAGACAGACAACAUUGCGGCGUCUCUCUUGGUCAUUAUUUAAUAGAUGAGAUCAACAUUUGCAUUCACUAUUUACUUCCAUCACAACCAUGCAUUUUUGACGCGAAAGCUUUAACAUCAUUACGAACACGUUUGGACAUUACUCAUACAAACGUAUCAGCGUGUACAUACGCAGCAACACAAACUAUUA
Molecule: messenger RNA, 1526 nt
Organism: Suillus subalutaceus
Lineage: Eukaryota; Fungi; Basidiomycota; Agaricomycetes; Boletales; Suillaceae
Exons: 6
Coding region: 182-1315 (377 amino acids)
Source: RefSeq, a predicted model, not a curated record